GGCGAUUGGAAAGCUCCAAAGAUUUUGUGAGCUGAAGUGUGUGCUUUUGGAUGUAUCUUUCCUAUGCGUCUUUGCACUUGGAACGUAAAUGGUUUAGAAUCCUUAUUUAGAAAAGGCUACUUUGCAGACUUUGUAUAUCGGACGAGUCCAGAUAUCCUUUGUCUUCAAGAAACUAAAAUUUCUAGGAGAAAAUUGGCACAGUGGAGUAUAUCUACUAGAGAUUGGAACUGCUUUCUUUCAAUUUGUAAGACAAACGAAGGUUAUUCUGGUGUUUCUACCUUUUGUCAAUCCCAUUGUCCACUCCUCAAGGCGGAGGAAGGAAUCAGUGGCUUUCUCCCUGCAGAAUGCCUCGCUUGGAAUCCAAGUCGUUCUUGGUUUUGUAAUCAGAGAGAAAUUCCUAUUUGGAGAGAAACCGCAUACUCUGUGGGUUACCAUUUUGAGACCACAGAGAACAGUGAACUGUUAACGAAACUAGACAAGGAAGGCCGCUGUGUAAUAGUCGAAUUUCCAUUCUUUAUUCUCUUUAAUGUUUACGUACCUUUUGAUAGUAGCGAUGAAACCUUUGAAUAUAAGUAUAUUUUUAUUGAAAGGUUAUUGAAAAGAAUCAAAAUGGUGCUUGAAGGUGGAAAGAACGUUGUUGUCUGUGGCGACUUUAACUGUGCACGUGAAAGGAUUGAUCACUGUGAUCCGGAAGGGAUCUUCCAGAAUAAGCCACGAGGCAGUUUAUUUGAAUCGGAUUCUUGUCGACAACUUUUCAAUGUGAUUUGUAGUUCUGAGGGUCCUUUGGUGGAUGUUUUUCGCUACUUCCAUCCAGAAAGGUUGGAUGCAUAUACUUGUUGGAACAAUCAGACGGGUGCAAGAAAGACAAAUUUUGGAACGAGAAUCGACUACAUAUUGGCCAAUAGAGCUUUUGUUGAGAACUUCAUCACCAAUUGUGACAUUUUUAAUGAUAUUUAUGGUAGCGAUCAUUGUCCUGUUUAUAUUGAAUUUCGUAGUAUAGUUUCUUUAUCAGCCGAGUCUUUACAUGUUGAGCGUUUACCACCAUUUUGUUGUCAACACUUUCCUGAUCUACUUGGAUCUCAGCAAAGUUUGAAGGAUAUGAUGAAAAUAUCUAUACAUGAUAAGUCUAACAAAAUAGUGGAGAUGCGACCUCACUUUGUGGAAGCCACAGCUUUCAAUAGAACUUGUAUUACCAUGAAAAGUGACACAUCAACAUCAGAAGAGGGACAUUCCCAAGAGGGCAAGUAUGAUGAUACAAUCCGACUACCAACAAAGAGGAAUUUUGAAAAGUCAACAUCUAUCGAGAUGGAUACGUUUUCAAAUAGAGAGUAUUCUUCCACCGUGAGUGGCUCAGAAAAUUGCUUUCAUGUCACCAAGUAUCAGAAAGCAAAGGAAGAUUGGAGAAAACUUUUUCACAAUCUUCAAAAAGUUCCUCUUUGUUCCGGGCAUAACGAACCAUGUUUACUGAGAACUGUUAAGAAGAAGGGUGCCAAUCUCGGAAGAAAGUUUUAUGUUUGUGGAAGGCCGAUAGGUAAAGGAGUAGAGGGUCGUUGCAACUUUUUUUUGUGGUAUGACAAUCGAGACACUCGUAGUUGACCAUUGAUCGAUGUAAUUUUAUUUCUUAACAAGUCUUUGUUGAGGCAGUUUGUUAAAAUUGUGUGCCUGGUUGAUUUCCAUGUGUUAAUAGAAGGCUAUAGGAAAACUUUGGAACAAAAUGCGGCAUUUCUGAAAAGAGAUGCAAUCACAUGAGAAACUCCGAGUCACAAUUUACAAAAUAAGAUCGCAGAGCAACUUGAUGAUAACCAAAUUUUGUGUUUCAACACUCAUUACGACAGAGAAUGAGAAAAUAGUAAAGUGAAUACAGUUACUUUAAAUAUCUUCAAAAAUCCUUCCCAUUUUUUGUUAGAAUUCGUAGGUAUGUUCCAAAUGUAAGAAACAAUCGACGAGUUUUCUUUUUUAAUAAAACAAAAAAUUCCAAA
Messenger RNA from Galdieria sulphuraria, 1979 nucleotides. RefSeq names its product AP endonuclease 2. Gene Ontology annotation, molecular function: endonuclease activity; zinc ion binding; double-stranded DNA 3'-5' DNA exonuclease activity. The record is from RefSeq and is a predicted model, not a curated record. The transcript is spliced from 2 exons. Gene Ontology annotation, cellular component: nucleus. The coding region runs from base 64 to 1596 and encodes 510 amino acids. Gene Ontology annotation, biological process: base-excision repair. NCBI's taxonomy places the organism in Eukaryota, Rhodophyta, Bangiophyceae, Galdieriales, Galdieriaceae.